This is a messenger RNA of Fonsecaea erecta, 1074 nucleotides long. RefSeq lists its product as hypothetical. The transcript has a single exon. The coding region runs from base 1 to 1074 and encodes 357 amino acids. The record is from RefSeq and is a predicted model, not a curated record. Lineage: Eukaryota; Fungi; Ascomycota; Eurotiomycetes; Chaetothyriales; Herpotrichiellaceae.
AUGGCAUCUGCUACUACCCACCCAGACUACGGCUUCAGCACAGAAGGCCUCACUGUCGCCGCGGCCUUCCCGUCGGCGAUCAAGGACCGCACCAUCCUGAUCACCGGAGUCAACAGAAAGGGCAUCGGCUACUCGACGGCCGAGUCCUUCGCGUCCCAAUCUCCACGUCGUCUCAUCCUGGCCGGCCGCUCGGCGUCGCGAGUCCAAGAGUGCAUCGACGACCUGAAAUCCACUUACCCCAAUGUCGACUACCGUAGCCUGCAGGUCGACUUGUCAUCCCAGAAGUCUGUCCGUGCUGCCGCAGCGCAGGUGAUGGGCUGGGACGACGUGCCCACGAUCGACAUCGUGAUCAACAACGCCGGCAUCAUGAACAUCCCCCAGCGCACCAUCACCGAGGACGGCGUGGAACUCACCAUGGCCACCAACCACGUGGGCCACUUCCUGCUCACCAACCUGAUCAUGCCCAAGGUCCUGGCCGCGGCACACGCCGCGGGCAACAAAAAGGGCGCGGUACGCAUCAUCAACCUGGCGAGCCAGGGCAUCUACGUGGGCGGCGUGCGGUUCAGCGACAUGACGUACGAGAAGCCCGUGACGGCGCUGCCGGACGACGAAAAGCCCAACAUCGCCAUGAUGCAGGCGUUCAACCUCCCCGUGGACGAGAGCAUGGCGUACAUCCCGACGGCGGCGUACGGGGCGAGCAAGACGGCGGCGGUGCUGUUCAGCGUGGGGCUCAACGACCGCCUGGUCGCGCGCCACGGCGUGCUCAGCCUCGCCGUCAACCCGGGCGAGAUCCAGACCGAGCUGGCCCGCUACACGGACCCGGACAUGCUCAAGACCAUGCUCGGCGUCGCCGCCGCCCGGGGCAUGGUCUUUAAGUCCCAGCAGCAGGGGUGCAGCACGACCCUGGUCACGGCCGUCGACGACAAGAUCGCCCUGCCCGCCGACGACGGCACCGGUGUCUUCUUCGGCGACUGUCAGCCGAAACCGACCCCGCCGUACGCCGUCAAGAAGGAGUACGCGACCAAGCUGUGGGAGUAUAGCGAGAAGGUGACCGGGGAAAAGUUUGCAUGGUAG